Helianthus annuus (common sunflower) is the source of this 993-nucleotide messenger RNA. RefSeq lists its product as uncharacterized. The record is from RefSeq and is a predicted model, not a curated record. Lineage: Eukaryota; Viridiplantae; Streptophyta; Magnoliopsida; Asterales; Asteraceae. The transcript has 3 exons. Bases 1 to 993 code for a protein of 330 amino acids.
AUGACUACAACUACUGGUACGAGCGAAUACGAUCAAACUUGCCACGCAAAAAAAACCGACGAGAUUAUGAACUAUUUGGAUUCAAUCUGGUUACAACCAUAUAGAGACCGGUUUGUUUCGUUCUGGAGUGACCAACAUCUGAACUUCGGUCAACGUACAACGAACAGGGCAGAGGGUCAACAUGCUCUUUUGAAGCAGUACCUAGGCGACUCUAAUUACACCCUGGAGAAAGUGGUACCACUUAUCGAUAAGCUCAUAAGAAGCCAGGUGACAGAAAUCAAAGGCAGCAUUGAAACAAGCAGGAGCCGAACAUUGGGUCAUCAUAACAAACCAAUAUUUAAUCUCCUACUAAAGAAGGUUUCACAUGCCUGCCUAGAGUUGAUAUCAGACGAAGUAAAUGAAAUAGAAAAUCUAAUGUUAUAUAACCGUACAUGCGCGUGCCGUUUGUAUACAAGCUGUGGGUUGCCGUGCGCGUGUCGGUUGGAACCGUAUACAACGAAUGGUGAAAUGAUCCCGUUGGAGUUGAUAGACCCUUUUUGGAGAAAGUUAAAUUUGGACUCCAUAGUGGAACCGAGCAAGGUGGACUCUUUCGACUUAGACGGCGAAUUUGCGCUUCUCAAACAACAUUUAAGUGCUCAGCCGAGAGAACUCAAGAAAAACUUGAUUCAAAAGAUGAAGGAGUUGGUACAACUCAAUAAGACGAAGCUUAAACAACCAGUUGUGCAAAAAAACACACGGGGUCGUCCAACUUUAAAAGCUCAGCAACAAAGGAAGGAUGAUUCGUUUACGGAGCCUUCUAGACACAGCUUUUUUACAACUCAGGACCAGUAUAGUGAUUCACAAGAUGGGUUUGGCACACAAGAGUCAACGAUCGAACCUACCAAGCACAGCUCGUUUGUCGAGUCACAGAGUUAUUGUACUGAAACACCUACGUUCUUUGGCGAGAUUGCGAAAGGCGCUAAGAAUUCGAAAACGAAAAACAAGGUCGCAUAA